Acanthosepion pharaonis is the source of this 819-nucleotide messenger RNA. NCBI's taxonomy places the organism in Eukaryota, Metazoa, Mollusca, Cephalopoda, Sepiida, Sepiidae. The record is from the annotation of a GenBank genome assembly.
AUGCCAGUCUUUUACUUUUGGCUCGAACUGUUGUUACUGAAUUCACUUUUAUUCUUUCUCUCUUCUUCUCUUUCCCUUGCAUGUCUCUUUCUUUUGUUUUCCUAUGUCAAAUCAUACACCAUUCCUGAUGCUAUCCACUACCCUACUACACCACCAUUUUCUUUCGCCCUUUCUCUCCGUAUUCAUAUUUCUUUUUCUUCCUUUGUAGCUCCACGAAUGGCUGCUCCCAUGGUACAUUAUGUAUCGGGGACGAUCAACACAGUAAUGCAGCCACACAGUGGAAAUGACACCGGACGGUUCAGUCGUCAUACUGCGGUGGACAUAACGAAGCUUCCAGAGGCGCUUCCGGCCAAUAGAACUCAUCAGUUAUCGACUGAGAACAUCAGAUAUCGCCGCCCGGUCUCGAAACCGGAUGUGUGUCUGCCGCAUGGCCGCAGCUUCCGGUGUGUGGUCGAGAGCCACAAGAUUACAUGUUUAAUUUUAUGCUACCUUUUCUUCCUUAUUCUGUUCCUUUCAAAUAACCUCUAUCUUUUUCUUUCUCUUUCUUAUACACUCACUUUUACAUCACUUUUCUUUCCUUUUUCCCUUUCCUACUCCUUUCAGAAAAGCUUUAUUAUUUUCUUACAUAUCUUCCCCCUCCUAAAUCUACAUUCUUUCUUUCUUUCUUUCUUUCUUUCUUUCUUUCUUUCUUUCUUUGUUUGUUUGUUUCUUUCUUUAUUUAUUUUUUCUUUUUUUCUUUCUUUCUUUGCUAUUCCUUUCAAAUAUCAUUUACACUUUUCUUUUUCUAUUUUAACAUUUUCCUUUCUUUUUAUAUCCUAA